Messenger RNA from Trypanosoma brucei brucei TREU927, 2613 nucleotides. Its product is annotated as ATP-dependent Clp protease subunit, heat shock protein 100 (HSP100), putative. Gene Ontology annotation, biological process: cellular response to heat. Gene Ontology annotation, cellular component: cytoplasm. Lineage: Eukaryota; Euglenozoa; Kinetoplastea; Trypanosomatida; Trypanosomatidae. The transcript has a single exon. Bases 1 to 2613 code for a protein of 870 amino acids. Gene Ontology annotation, molecular function: ATP binding; ATP hydrolysis activity. The record is from RefSeq and is a predicted model, not a curated record.
AUGGCACAUUCAGAUCGCCAAUGUACAAACGCAGCGCAAACUGCAUUGUCAGAUGCUGUUGAGUCGGCACGGAAGCACAACAACGGUUUUGUCGAUCCCGCGCAUCUUGCGCUUGUAUUGUUUAAGAAUGAAGAUGGACUUGCUUCACGUGUAUUGCGUAAACUCAAUGCGGGUACGGUGCUGGAGCCACUCGCCGCACGAGUUGGUGCACUUCCGGAGCAGAGGCCCGCGCCCGCGGUUCCAUCACCUUCUCCAGCGAUGGUGGUUGUGCUCAACACCGCAGAGCAGAAGCGAAUAGAGUGGGGUGACUCACUUAUUGCUGUUGAUCAUCUUCUUAUUGGGUUGUUUGAAUGUAAGGAAGUUGAGGCCAUCAUGAAGGCCGCACACGCGUCGAAGAAAGCCGUUGAAGGUGCGCUUCUGGAGUUACGCAAAGGAAAGAAGGUUACAUCCGAAUUCCAGGAGGAAAACUACCAAGCUCUUGAAAAAUACGCAACCGACUUGUGUAAACUGGCGGAGGAGGGGAAACUUGAUCCAGUGAUUGGGCGGACUGAUGAGGUUCUGCGCACAAUACGCGUUCUAUCGAGACGAACAAAAAACAACCCAAUUCUGAUUGGUGAGCCCGGUGUCGGCAAGACUGCGAUCGCGGAGGGAAUUGCGCAGCGGAUUGUACGUGGGGACGUGCCGGACACCUUGUUGAAUACACGUUUGUUUUCCCUUGACCUCGGCGCCCUUAUCGCUGGAAGCUCGCUUCGGGGCGAGUUUGAGGAGCGUCUCAAGAGUGUGCUAAACGAAGUGAAGGAGAGCUCCAAUGGAGUUAUUUUGUUUAUUGAUGAGAUUCACCUCGUCCUCGGGGCAGGGAAGUCCGGUGGCUCGAUGGAUGCCGCAAAUUUGCUGAAACCAAUGCUCGCACGUGGAGAACUUCGUACUAUUGGAGCGACUACACUGGAGGAGUAUCGCACAUAUGUCGAGAAGGAUGCCGCAUUUGAGAGGCGCUUCAUGCCUGUGUAUGUUACAGAGCCCAGUGUUGAAGAGUGCAUCAGCAUCCUUCGUGGCCUAAAGGACCGGUAUGAGGCACACCACGGUGUUCAAAUUACUGACAAUGCGGUUGUUGUUGCAGCACAGCUGGCGAACCGUUACAUCACAAACCGCUUCAUGCCUGACAAGGCCAUCGACCUCAUUGAUGAAGCGUGUGCCAAUGUGAGGGUGCAGCUUUCAUCGCGGCCGGAGGCGAUUGACAUCCUUGAGCGCAAGAAACGCCAGCUGGAGAUUGAGGCGAAGGCUCUCGAACGUGACAAGGAAGCUGCUUCACGGGAGCGACUAAAACUUGUGAAGGCGGAUAUACAGCGCGUUGAGGAGGAGUUGCAACCACUUGUCAGCAAGUAUAAUGAUGAGCGUCAACGUAUUGAUGAGCUUCAGGAGAUGCAGUCGCGUCUUGAUGAGAAGAAGAACAAACUGGAGCGCGCUGUGCGUGAUGGCAAAAUGGACUUGGCUGCAGACCUCCAGUACAAUGUCAUCCCCCUGAUUCAGGACCGCAUUCGGUCGUUGAAGGAGGACAUUGAAAGACAGAAGGCCACAUUGGUGCAGGAAAAGGUUACUGAAGGUGACGUCGCCGCUGUGGUUGCCCGCUGGACCGGCAUCCCUGUGGUUAAAUUGAGUCAGACGGAUCGGGAACGGCUAUUGAACCUUUCCAUGCAUCUCCACCGACGCGUGAAGGGACAAGAUGAGGCGGUUGAGCGGGUUGCCGAUGCUAUUAUUCGUGCUCGUGCGGGCCUGUCGCGGCCCAACUCCCCAACUGCCUCGUUUCUAUUCCUUGGACCCACGGGUGUUGGAAAGACAGAACUGGUUAAAGCCGUUGCUGCCGAGUUGUUUGACGACGAAAAGCAUAUGGUACGCAUUGACAUGAGCGAGUAUAUGGAGCAACAUUCGGUGUCACGGUUGAUUGGUGCACCACCUGGUUACAUUGGCCAUGACGAGGGCGGACAGUUGACGGAACCAGUGCGGCGGCGCCCUCACGCCGUUGUGUUGUUUGAUGAGGUGGAAAAGGCACAUCCAAAUGUGUACAAUGUGCUACUGCAAGUACUGGAUGAUGGCCGCUUGACUGACUCGCGUGGACGGACGGUGGACUUCAGCAACACCAUCAUCGUCAUGACAUCUAACCUCGGCUCUGAGCACCUCUUGAACCCUGAGGAGACGAAUGAAUCUUAUGAGGUACUGCGUGAGAAUGUGUUGGCUGCCGUGCGGUCUUACUUCCGACCUGAGCUCAUCAAUCGCUUGGAUGAUAUUGUUGUGUUCCGAAGACUUCGUACAGAAGACCUGCGGGGUGUCGUUGACAAUCUUAUCGCUGGCGUUAACGAGCGUCUCAAAUCCAGUGGGUUUUCUGUUUUGCUGGAUGAUGGUGUGAAGGAUUUCAUUUUGGAGCAUGGCCACGAUGCCAAUAUGGGCGCUCGCCCGCUACGCCGUUGGAUCGAAAAGAACAUCGUCACUGAAAUCGGCCGCAUGCUCAUCGCGAAGGAGCUGCCACCAAACAGCACUUUACGAGUUUCACUUCCUGAAGGUGGGAACAAACUGACGUUUGGUGUGAAACGGGGGCUUACCAGUGACGAAUGGGAAUAA